AUGCAAAUGCCGAUGCCGAGGCAAUCCUUGAACAACAAAAACCACCACCGCCACCUUCUCCACCACUGUCUCCUCCUAUUGCUUACACUUGUAACAAGUGUUGUUUCAUCAGCAAAUAAUGAAGUUCUUGUCCUUCUCUCAUGGCUUCACAGUUCUCCUUCACCACAUUCUUCAUUUUCAAACUGGAACCCAUCAGACCCCAACCCUUGUAAAUGGUCCUACCUUACAUGUUCCCCUGAAAACUUUGUCAUCCAAAUCAAUAUUCAGUCCAUUGAGCUUGCUCUUCCAUUCCCAUCCAACCUUUCAUCUCUUAACUACCUUCAAAGCCUCACUAUUUCUGGAGCCAAUCUCACUGGAACCAUUCCAUUAGACAUCGGAGACAGCACCUCACUUACAGCCAUUGAUGUCAGUUCAAACAGUCUUAUGGGCAGUAUUCCAACAAGCAUUGGAAAGCUUCAAAGCCUCCAGGACUUGACAUUGAACUCGAACCAGUUUACUGGGAAAAUCCCAGCAGAGCUUGGUAAUUGCAUUAGCCUUAUAUAUCUCAUUCUAUUCGAUAAUCAGUUCAGUGGGGAUCUUCCAGCUGAACUAGGCAAACUUUCGAAUUUGGAGGUUAUACGAGCUGGAGGGAACAAAAAUAUUUCUGGGAAGAUUCCAGAUGAGCUUGGAAACUGCCAGAAUUUGAAGGUAGUAGGUCUUGCUGAUACUAAAAUUUCUGGUGCUAUUCCUGCGUCAUUGGGUAAAUUAAGCAAGCUUGAAACUUUGUCAGUUUAUACUACAAUGUUAUCGGGUGAAAUACCCCCAGAUUUAGGAAACUGUUCUGGGCUUGUCGACGUGUAUUUGUAUGAGAAUAGUCUCUCAGGUUCACUUCCACCAGAGUUAGGCAAGCUGCAGAAGCUAGUGAAGAUGUUACUAUGGCAAAACAAUCUCGUUGGGACUAUUCCUGAGGAAAUUGGUAAUUGCAGAAGCCUGAGGAUUAUUGAUGUAUCAUUGAAUUUUAUCUCAGGAAGCAUACCUGGGUCCUUUGGAAACCUCACACAGCUUGAAGAGUUGAUGAUUAGUAACAAUAACAUCUCUGGGUCAAUCCCACCAGUACUUUCCAAUGCCACAAACCUGUUGCAGUUGCAGGUAGAUACCAAUCAGAUAUCGGGCUCCAUUCCACAAGAGCUUGGGAUGUUGACAGAGCUAACAGUCUUCUUUGCCUGGGAGAACAAACUUGAGGGAAGCAUUCCAUCAGCAUUGGCUGGUUGCAGAAGCCUCCAAGCUCUUGAUUUAUCACACAAUUCCCUUACAGGUAGCUUACCUCCUGGCCUAUUUCAGCUUCAAAAUCUAACAAAGCUUCUCUUGAUUUCCAAUGGCAUUUCGGGUCCCAUACCCCGAGAGGUGGGCAACUGUAGCUCUCUUAUUCGGCUCCGAAUUGUAGAUAAUAAAAUUAGUGGACGAAUUCCAAACGAAAUAGGGCUUUUAGACAACCUCAGUUUUCUUGAUCUCUCCAAUAACAAUCUCAAUGGAUCAGUGCCAGAUGAGGUUGGCAAUUGCACAGAACUGCAAAUGCUGAACCUGAGUAAUAAUACAUUUGGAGACACCUUGCCAGGCUCUCUAUCUUCACUCAAUAAGCUCCAAGUAAUGGAGUUUUCUGGGAACAGGUUUGUGGGUCAGAUUCCAGUAAGUUAUGGCCAACUUACUUCCUUAAAUAGACUCCUACUUGGUAGAAAUAUCUUAUCUGGAUCGAUCCCCUCAUUGCUUGGCGGCUGUUCAAGUCUUCAAUUGCUUGAUCUUAGCAGCAAUGAGCUCUCUGGCACCAUCCCAGUGGAGCUGUUUAAAAUUGAGGCUCUUGACAUUGCUCUUAAUUUGAGUUGGAAUGCUUUAACCGGGGAAAUCCCUCCGCAGAUAUCGGCUCUAAACAAGCUAUCAGUACUUGACCUUUCACACAAUAAACUUGGAGGAGAUUUGAUGGUUCUUGCCGGGCUUGAAAACCUUGUGUCCCUGAAUGUUUCCUGCAAUAAUUUUACUGGCUAUCUCCCUGACAACAAGCUGUUCAGACAGCUAUCAGCUACAGACCUGUCUGGAAACCAAGGUUUGUGUCCUUGGGGCCAUGAUUCAUGUUUCUUGAGCAAUGCUGCAGGAAAGGGGAUGCCAAGCAAUAAGGAUGUUUGGGAGUCUAGGAGUCUCAAACUUGCCAUUGCGCUCCUCAUUAUUGUGACUAUAGCAUUGGCAAUUCUUGGGACAUUAGCAGUUUUUCACGUUAGAAAAAAGACUAAAGAAGAUAAUGAUUCCGAAAUUGGAGGGGAUUUCCUGCCUUGGCAGUUCACUCCAUUCCAAAAGCUGAAUUUCACAGUUGAGCAAGUUCUAAGAUGUCUAGUGGAAGCCAAUGUGAUCGGAAAAGGAUGUUCAGGGAUUGUCUAUCGUGCAGAACUGGAAAAUCAUGAAGUCAUUGCAGUGAAGAAGCUAUGGCCAAUGGCAAUGGCAUCUAGAUAUAGCUGUCAAAAUGACCAGUUAGGAGUUAAUGGAGGAGUUCGUGAUUCUUUCUCUACUGAGGUAAAAACCCUUGGUUCAAUCCGUCACAAAAACAUUGUUAGGUUCUUGGGUUGCUGCUGGAAUCAAAACACAAGAUUGCUAAUGUAUGAUUUUAUGCCUAACGGGAGCUUAGGCAGUCUCCUUCAUGAACGAAGUGGUGGUUGCUUGGAAUGGGACUUGAGGUAUAGGAUUGUCUUGGGGGCAGCUCAAGGCUUGGCUUAUUUACACCAUGACUGUACUCCUCCCAUUGUUCACAGGGACAUCAAGGCCAACAACAUUCUCAUUGGUCUGGAUUUUGAGCCAUACAUUGCUGAUUUUGGGCUUGCCAAACUAGUUGAUGAUGGAGAUUUUGCUCGAUCAUCCAGUACUAUUGCUGGUUCCUACGGUUACAUAGCUCCAGAGUAUGGAUAUAUGAUGAAGAUCACAGAGAAGAGUGACGUGUACAGCUAUGGUGUUGUCAUGUUAGAAGUGUUGACAGGGAAGCAACCAAUUGAUCCUACCAUACCAGAUGGGCAGCACAUUGUAGACUGGGUAAGGCACAGAAAAAGUGGUAUUGAGGUAUUAGACCCCAGCUUACGUUCCCGCCCUGAGUCCGAAAUUGAGUCGAUGGUGCAAACCUUAGGAGUGGCUUUGCUUUGUGUUAAUCCUUCCCCUGAGGAUAGGCCUACCAUGAAGGAUGUGGCGGCUAUGCUCAAGGAAAUAAGGCAGGAGAGAGAGGAGUCUGAGAAGGUUGACAUGUUUUUCAAAGGCUCUCAGGCAAAUGAUGGAGAAGAAAAUAAGAGUUCUGGUGGAGAGGCAUCGUCAAAAAAGCAGUGCUUGUACUUGCAAAGUAAUAGCUCAAGCUUUUCUGCAUCCUCACUGCUAUGA
Molecule: messenger RNA, 3384 nt
Organism: Ilex paraguariensis (yerba mate)
Lineage: Eukaryota; Viridiplantae; Streptophyta; Magnoliopsida; Aquifoliales; Aquifoliaceae
Source: the annotation of a GenBank genome assembly